This is a messenger RNA of Sitodiplosis mosellana (orange wheat blossom midge), 1492 nucleotides long. RefSeq names its product probable 39S ribosomal protein L45, mitochondrial (gene mRpL45). Bases 297 to 1337 code for a protein of 346 amino acids. The transcript is spliced from 4 exons. Lineage: Eukaryota; Metazoa; Arthropoda; Insecta; Diptera; Cecidomyiidae. Gene Ontology annotation, cellular component: mitochondrion. The record is from RefSeq and is a predicted model, not a curated record.
UUUUUACAGACUGGUCACACACACACGUCGUGCUAUGCUUGCAAUGAAUAUGCAAAUGAUAACGCAAAUGAAUCGGCCUCCAUUGUGGAUGACAAAAUGAACCGAUACAGUGUGUCUGUGCGCAUGCAACGCGUAUAAAAUAUGAGUGCUAAAUAAAUUGUUAUUUCUUUGAAUAAAAAAAAAUUGUGUAAAUCUUGCGGUUCGUUGUGUAACGUCAAAAGACCACUAAUUCUGAAAUUCAGUCAAUCUGCUCAGCUGAAUAGUCUAUAGAUAAUAAAAGAUCAAAAUAAUGUGAGAUGGCUGCAAUUACAUUAUUUACAAGAGUUUCCACAGGACUUAAGGUUCAAACCGGUGUCCUAUACCAAUGUCUGAAUCUUCCGUUGAAUUAUCAAUCAAGUCGUAAUCACUCAAAACAUUGGAAUCCCAAAUUCAAAUGGCUUCGUGCAAAGAAAUUUGUAAAGGUGGAUCUGCCCAAUUUCCACGAAAAUGAACAUGCAUUAUCAGAAGACGAAAAGAAACGGAAAAUGAAAGAACGAGGUAUUAUGCCAGCAAGACCUUGGUCGGAACGGCCAAUCAUUUUAUCAGCGACAAGCAACAUCUUCGAGCCCUAUGUUCCACCUGAGGGUGACGGUAAAUUAUCAAAGUUCACAGCAGGCGGUGCGAAGCAAACUUAUGAAUUUUUAGAGAAAAAAUCAAAAUCAAUGAUGGCCGUUCGCAAGAUUCGUGCCUAUGAAGAAGAUUUUUCUCCAAAAACUUUUGGUGAAACUGCUCAAGAUAUUUACAUUCGUACUCAUGAAGCUCUUAUGGGUAACGACGAAUCAGCCAUUCGUGAAAAUGUGACAGAGCGACUAUAUCCAGAGAUUAAACACAAUACAAAAAAUGUGACUAUUCGAUGGAAAUUUUUGGGAUCGAUUGAACCGCCACGAGUUGUGCACGCGCGUCAAACACAUCUUAUCUCAAAAGAGAACAUAUUCGCUCAAAUUACCGUUCGAAUGCAUACACAACAAUCGCUUGCGAUAUACGAUCGAUUCGGCCGUCUCAUGCACGGCAGUGAGAUUCUAGCAAAAGACGUUCUAGAGUAUGUCGUUUUCGAAAAGAAUAUUUCGAAUUUGUACGGUGAAUGGCGAAUGCAUGCCAAAAUUAUUCCUCCGUGGAAUGAGAGCAAACAGCCUUCGCCGACAACGUAUCGAGUCAUCAAUGUCGAAGAUUCCGAUGAAAUUCUCGAUGAACCAAAUCAAAACCAAGAAGAUCAAGAGCAAGCCAUUGAAGCAGUUCAAAUGGAAAAUGAAGGUAGCGCCACAAAGCCACUAUCACCAUCCCCCGUAGCUACAGCGUAGUCCGAAAACGAUACAUUUAAUCUGUCAUAACGAUUUAAGAAAUAAAAUUUAUAUUAAAAUCAAACAAAGAAUAGAAAUCCAUGAUCGGAAUUUUAUUUGUUUCGCAUAAAAAUUAUUGUGGUUUUUUGUAAUAAAUAGAAAAUUCAAGUGUAAAA